This is a messenger RNA of Racocetra fulgida, 1645 nucleotides long. The record is from the annotation of a GenBank genome assembly. NCBI's taxonomy places the organism in Eukaryota, Fungi, Glomeromycota, Glomeromycetes, Diversisporales, Gigasporaceae.
CACCGUCUACAAAAUCACCUACACUUUUAUCAAACAAGAAAGAUAAAGCUCGGCGGCCGCCGCCACCUCCACCUCCAAAUAAGACCGAGAAUGAAGUUAAAGCUGAUAAUUUAUCAGUGUCUCUACCGGACAGUACUUCACUACAAUCGCCGCCAUCCUCUCAACCUUCAAAUGGUAAAAUGCCGUCACCACCACCCUUAAAUUCGGACGGUAAAAUACCGCCACCACCACCACUUCCAAAUGCAGGUGGUAAAAUACCACAACCACCACCUCCUCCAAAUGCUGGUGGUAAAGUACCUCCUACAAACGUAGAUGGUAAAAUACCACCACCGCCACCACUUCCAAAUAUUGGUGGUAAAAUACCACCAGCGCCACCACCUCCAAAUGUUGGUGGAAAGAUACCACCAGCGCCACCACCUCCAAAUGUUGGUGGAAAGAUACCACCGCCACCACCACUUCCAAAUGUUGGUGGUGGUAAAAUACCACCGCCACCACCGUUGCCUUCAAAUGCAGAUAGUAAAAUCCCAUUACCGCCUCCACCGCCAAACUCGAGUGGCAAAAUUCCAUUACCACCGCCUCCUCCUACAAGUGCAGUUGGAAACAUUCCAUCACCUCCUUCGCUAGCUCAAUCCCCCAUAAUUCAUAGUCCGGUUCCUGUACGAUUACCACCCAUAUCAACUAAUAUUCAAUUAAAGCCGCUGCUUUGGGAUAAAAUCCCGCCAAAUAAAAGUUCUCAAACUGUUUGGGUAGAAAUUCCAGAUGGGGAUGUUCCAUUAGACACUGAAGAACUUGAAUUUUUAUUUUCCAAGAACCCAAUUAGUAUUAAAUCUCCAGUAUCUCCACCACCAAAAAAGUCCGUAUUUACAACAUUGAUUGAUAUUAAUCAUUUAGUAAGAGAAUAUACUGGGGAUGUAGGAAUGUUAGGUAAUGCCGAGAAAUAUUUUAGAGAGGUAAUGGAAAUACCAAGACUAUCAGAAAGUGAAACAAAAGCUUUAGAAAAUAAUCCAAAAGGAUUUUCAACAUUGCUCCAUUAUUUAGCCGCGACACUUGAAGAAAAACAGAACGAUUUGAUAUCAUUUAUGGACGAGUUAAAACAUUUAGAAGGGGCAUCGAAGAUUUCAUAUGUUGCAGUUAUGGGAUCCGUUGCAUCUUUGAGUAGUGGGGCUGACCAGAUCAAAGAAGAAAUUAGAGUCUUGAAUAAGAUAAGAUUGACAUCGAAUAAUGAUCGUUUUUGUGAAAUUAUGGAGGGCAUAAAAGAAUUUACGCAACAAUUAGAAGAAAAAUUAAAACAAUUGCUCAUAUACUAUGGCGAAGAUCCUUCUAUUGUCAAACCUGAAGAAUUUUUUGGCAUGAUUGUUGAAUUUGGAAAAUCUUUGGCUGCAAUAAGACGGGAAAAUGAAGAAGAAAGGAAGAGAAUAGAAAAAGAGCAAACUAAUUCCCAGUCACGAUUGGUGGUGAGACGACAAUCCGAUACAUCAAUUAUGGGUUCAUUACUGGACGGGAAAGACUUUGAUAGUGCAAUCCGAGAUUUAAGAUCUGGAUUAAGAAAAAAUCGGGACAGACCCGUUUCAAAAGUUUUUUCUGAGUUACAAUUAGAAGUAAUUUAUUCACAUAGUCGUAAUACUAGUAGUGCAUAUCCUUCAAC